Messenger RNA from Mytilinidion resinicola, 1149 nucleotides. RefSeq lists its product as uncharacterized. Bases 1 to 1149 code for a protein of 382 amino acids. The transcript has a single exon. Lineage: Eukaryota; Fungi; Ascomycota; Dothideomycetes; Mytilinidiales; Mytilinidiaceae. The record is from RefSeq and is a predicted model, not a curated record.
AUGAGCCAAGCUAAAGCAAUUUCAACAAGUCAGAAAUUCGUAGCUUUGAAUCUGCCCGCAGAUCUGUACUCGACAGUUCGGAGCGCCCUGCAGUUAUGGCGGAAUUUCGAGACGACAGAGGCGCGUCUGGAACCCAAGCGACAGAAGGCUUUCUGGGAAGAGCAAAAGCUAUACGUCGUUAUCCUGCGGAGCGAACGAAGACUGGAUGAUUUUGAAGAAAGAAUCGGCGGUAGAGAAGCUGAAGUCUCCGCAGAGGACAGUCGCGAGAGGGAAAACCUCGAAGCUGUCGCCAUCCAAAACAGGAAAGACCGGGCUGCUCUCAAAACAGAGAUCGCGCGCCUGGAGCAUCUCAUUCAACAAGCCCGCAUUGCGUGGGAGAAAGCCCAGGUUGAUGUCAACGCAGCUCUUGAAGACUUCUUCCUCAGCCCUGAGUUCUUAGCGGCACGAUCUCCUGAAGAAAUAGCGAUAGCAGACACUCAUGAAGGUUACCAGCCCGUUCGCCGCCAAACAUCAGAGGGGGUGUCCAGAGAAUCUCAGACUGCCAAAAUUCCCUUGGGGCAAGCGACUGAGAACCUGAGUGAGAAGCGGCGGAAACUUUGGCUUGCCGAGAAACGACUUCAAGACCAUAAGGAGAUUUACGAGCGGGACCUCAGGGACUGCGUCAAAGCUCCCGACGAUCGCCCAGUCGACGAUCUGAAGACGGGGUUUGAUCUCUCCUAUCUCGCCAGAGGGGGGAAACUGGCCAGGGAGCUCCAAGAAGCAGAAGCCGAGUUGCAAAGUGCUAAGAAAGACGCCAAGGCUGUUGGAGUCUGGGUUCCCGCCGACCAAGAUUCACAGUUUGGUGAUCAUCCUGAGGAUGGCUAUUCAGAGAAUGACGAGAGAACAUGGGUCAUGGACGUCGAUCGUUCCAAGAUUGAGAGUUGGAUGGAUGUGGACGAGGCUCUACUUUCGCCGGAAUGCCCUGGUACUCCUCCGGAAAUUGAUGAUAUCCUUUUUGACCCGCACAAGCCAGUUGACAGCGUGAGCGCAGCAGCAAAAGGCUCAGAUCGAAGGAGGAUCGACAAGUAUAAUCAGAUCCUUGGGCGGUAUGGGGCACGGUUUUCAGAUUCAUCGUCAACUUCUUCGAUGGGAUCUGGUUCUCGAGGCUAG